AUGGACAAUCUUAAUUUAAAUACUUUUUAUCAUAUUUAUGAUAACGAGUGCUAUGGAAACGAUAAUUUAUUUACUACCAAAAUAUGUGUCUACUUCGAUGUUCGUCCUAUUAAACACAACGAAGCAGUUAUAGCUGAAAAGAUCCAUUAUUAUGUCGUUAAAAAUAAAGCAAAAUUUUAUGAUGUAUGGAAAAAAUGCAAUAAACUACAAAAAGAACAGAAAUUCGCUAAUAUUGUUGCACUUACACAAGAAGAGUUUCGGCCGCUUCCAGUUUCUGAAUCUUCAACAAAUUUUAAAAAACUAAGACGAUCUUCAACAUCUGCAUCAAGUGAUCCAUCGCCGACAACGUCUUUUUAUUCUCCACCUACGCCAACGUCUAUUUCUCCACUUCCAAAUCUAACAAAACGACAACGUGAUUUUAGUGAAGUUUCAUCUCGUCAAAAGCGACGACGAUUGUGUGAUUUAAAUUCUUUCUUAGAUGAAUUUGCUCAGGCAAACGAUUUGACGAUUAAUCAAGUUAUAGGAUAUCUUCUUUACCAACGAAACUACAAUAGUGAUAAAUAUUUAGCUAAUUUGGGGCAUCAACUUUACGAAAAUGAAUAUACCAACAAUUCUUAUUUAAAAAGUGUUGAUUUAGAUGAAGCAUUAGCACUUAAAUGUCAUUUAAAUUUAAGUCGUACAGACAUGGAUUUUUUAAAAUGGUUUACUAAUGAUUAUGUUAUUAUUCCAAAUCGACAAUAUAUUAAAAACCACACUGAUGAUUUGAUACCAUCACUCACAAGUUGCCGCAAUGACAGAGGUAUUUAUGUAAAAGAUCGUCGAGAACCAAUGCAGUUAACGAUUCAACGACUGAUUGAUGCUCUUCAUUCGAAAAAUAUCAAUGUACCCAGUCAUCUAUCAUAUCGUGAGAAAACAGGUCAAGAUGGUGCUGGCUCAAUGUCAAUAUAUCGUUCAAGUGAAAAUCCAAUGAGUGAUCCAAAUAUUUUCUCCAAAAUGUUUGUCCCAUUAACAUUGAAAGAUGAAAAACUAGAUCAAGUUCUAUGGCAAAAUGAAUCACCGAACAGUGCCUUUUAUGCUCGACCAUUACUACUAAUUGCUGAAAGAGAAAAUGAUGAUUUACUUCGUUUCGUCAAUGAAGAAUAUGAAAAUCAAGAAAAAAGUUUAGAAAAAUAUGGUUUAACAUUUAAAUACAAAAGCAAAACAUACGUCGUCAAGAUUACAAUUGAAGCAAGUAUGAAAGACAUGAAGGUUCGAAUGGCUGAAUCAGGUUUGGGAGGCGCACAAUGCUUGAUGUGUAGCACCACACAAGAAGAUUGGAAAAAUUCCAAGAAGAUUUUAGAUUCUAAUUUUUUUAAUAUUAAUCGGACAGCGGAAAAAACUCUUACACUCUAUAAUCAACUUGCUGAUAACGAUGGCAAUAUUUUAAAACGCAAAAAUGAUUACGAUACACGUACAGGUUUAACAUCGAAGCCUUUAUCAAUCAAUGAUCAACAUUUUAUUACUAUUACUCAUCAAUAUAUUAAUGGUACAAGUUGGAUUUUAAAGAUUAUGUCUCAUAUGCGUGCCAAUGUCUUAGCAUGGGCCAUUCAUGGCAAGGAUAAACAAGAUCAAAUUUCAAAAGAAAAGAAAGCAAUCUUAAAAAUAAUACAAGGUAAAACUGGUUUACGACUUGAUCAAUGUGAUUCGUCUUCAUCUACAACUGGUGGUACAAGUACAACUGGCGGACAAGGACGAAAAUUUUUUUCUCACGAAGUGCGAGAUAUUUUGGUGUCUUGUGUUCCCUCACGACAUCGUACAACGUUGCGGAAACUGAUUCAACUUUAUUCUAUUAUUCUGAGAGCUGUUUCUUCGACUCAAUCUAUUAACAUUGUUCGAUUCAAUGUGUUAAUUAUGGAUUUUAAAAAAUUAUUAUGCAAUGAAAAAUGGAUUAAUUAUACUAUGACUGUACAUUCCUUAAUAUUUCAUUCAUGCGAAUUAAUACAAAGAAAUCAUGGCGUGGCUUUAGGAGAAUUAUCAGAAGAAGCUCUUGAGAGCUGCAACAAAGAUAUUCGUAAUUUUCGUGAAUUUUUAUCUAGGAAAUGUGGACAUAUUAUGAAUCUAACAGAUGUUUUCAACCGACUCUUUAUUCGUUCUGAUCCGAUCAUCAGAAAAGUAGUUAUUGAUACAUUUAAUAGACGACAAGUACAUUCGAAAACAUCUACGGCUACAUCUCAAUCGUCAGAUAUAGAUGAUCAAAUACUCAGCACUCUAUUUCUCUAA
Rotaria sp. Silwood1 is the source of this 2259-nucleotide messenger RNA. The record is from the annotation of a GenBank genome assembly. Lineage: Eukaryota; Metazoa; Rotifera; Eurotatoria; Philodinida; Philodinidae.